UACCUUCCACACCCAGUUCGAUACUGCACCACAGUGAAAUCUUCCAAGUCUCAACGAGAUCUUGUCAGGGAUCGGCAAGGUGCCGUGGGCAUCUCAUCGUCGGUUAUGUUCACCUGGAGGCAAGUCACAAGCGCUCGACAUGUCGAUUCGAUUCCAGGCGAGUACAGACUAACGCCAGACUUUGGUGCCUACGAAGAAUGUCAGUAUGUGUUAUCGCGACAUUCUCACGCUUUAUCUGAGGUACUAGCUCGUGGCGGCCCGCUCAGCAAGACUUUGCGAUUCAACGCGUCUGAACCAAACUGCCCCUUCAAUUAUUUGCCUACCACAUACGCGGUGAGAAAAAAACUUCAGAUUUGA
Molecule: messenger RNA, 357 nt
Organism: Ostertagia ostertagi
Lineage: Eukaryota; Metazoa; Nematoda; Chromadorea; Rhabditida; Trichostrongylidae
Source: the annotation of a GenBank genome assembly